This is a messenger RNA of Dichomitus squalens LYAD-421 SS1, 3099 nucleotides long. Its product is annotated as sodium-potassium ATPase. Gene Ontology annotation, biological process: sodium ion export across plasma membrane; proton transmembrane transport; potassium ion import across plasma membrane. The record is from RefSeq and is a predicted model, not a curated record. Gene Ontology annotation, molecular function: P-type sodium:potassium-exchanging transporter activity; ATP hydrolysis activity; ATP binding. The transcript has 22 exons. The coding region runs from base 1 to 3099 and encodes 1032 amino acids. NCBI's taxonomy places the organism in Eukaryota, Fungi, Basidiomycota, Agaricomycetes, Polyporales, Polyporaceae. Gene Ontology annotation, cellular component: membrane.
AUGGUUCCCCGCUUUACUUCCGAGUUCAGGACCCUUAGUAUUCAUGUUGAGACUCACACUUCCCCUGUCGAUGGAGAUGCAGUACCGAUGCGCAAGAACGCUAUCAAAGAGCUCGUUGCGCUGGAUUGGCACAUCAUAAGUGUCGACGAGGCGCUUCAACGACUCAGUGUCUCUCCGCAAACCGGUCUUGACACUACCCAGGUCUCGCGUCGUCAACAACAAUACGGGAAGAAUGCUAUCUCUCCACCGAAGAGCAAUAUGCUACGCAAGGUCUUGGAAUGGGUCAUGGGCGGAUUUGGCAGUCUGCUUCUUGCUGCAAGCGUCGUCUGCUUUAUCGCGUGGAAACCGUUAGGAGAACCGAACCCUCAGGCGUCGAACUUAGCCUUGGCAGUUGUACUCCUUAUCGUCCUGUUUCUUCAAGCGGCGUUCAAUGCCUGGCAAGACUUCUCGACAUCGAAGGUUAUGUCGUCGAUCAAAGGAAUGCUUCCUUCGGACGUGCUUGUUCUAAGAGAUGGGAGUCGAGUCAAGCUAUCCGCUUCCGAACUUGUCAACGGCGAUCUCAUCUAUAUCGGCCUUGGCGAGAAAGUCCCGGCGGAUCUGAGGUUGAUUCAGGUCAGCGGGGACCUGAGGUUUGACCGUAGUAUCCUGACCGGAGAGAGCGAGCUAAUUGCAGGUCGCGUCGACAUGACGGACAAGAACCUUCUCGAGACCAAGAACAUCGCUUUGCAAGGCACGCACUGCGUUAGCGGAUCCGGCACGGGACUAGUUAUACAGACUGGAGAUAACACAGUCUUCGGGCGCAUCGCGAAGCUUUCAUCGACGGAGGCUUCGCGGAUGACAACGCUCCAGCGCGAGAUUCUUUACUUCGUUCUCGUCAUUGCUUCUCUCGUCACCGCUGUGGCUAUCUUGAUCGUCAUAUUAUGGGCAGCAUGGUUGCGAACCACUUUCCCGUCGUACAUCAACGUUUCAGGGUUGCUUAUUGAUGUUGUUUCGGUUAUGGUUGCAUUCAUCCCUGAAGGCUUGCCUAUCGCUGUCACCCUGUCACUCGCCAAGGUAGCGCAUACUCUCAGUAAGCACAAGGUCCUGUGCAAGUCGUUGUCAAUCGUGGAGACUUUGGGAUCGGUGAACUUGCUGUGUUCUGACAAGACUGGGACCCUGACGCAGAAUAAAAUGCGUGUCGUCAGCGUCGCGGUCGACGACCUCGUCUUCGACGCAUCAGCGUACGAAUCUGUCCUAGCAAAUGCUACUCCUGAGAUAGAGUCGAAUUUGUCUCAGACUGUUGCAGUCGGAGUGCUGUGCAAUGCUGCGACGUUUGGUGGGGAUAGGGGCGACGCUCUGGAGAGGGCCAUUGCUGGAGAUGCAACAGAUGCUGCUAUCCUGCGGUUCUCAGAUAGUGUCCUUGCGGCGGACCCCUUGCGCAGUCAAUGGCAGGAGAUCUUCAAGGUCAACUUCAACUCAAAAAACAAGUACAUGCUGAAGCUAUGCCAGUCUGCCCUCGAUAAGUCCCCGGCUCCGAUCGCCCCUUGGGACAACUUCGCAAGAUCGGAUUUCCUCCUGCUUGUCAAGGGCGCCCCUGAGGUCCUCUUUCCCCGCUGCAAGCUCGUGGUCAACCCCGCAGGUGGCUUUCCGAUACCCCUUUCAGCGCCCGUUAGCGAACGCAUCAAGCGAGUGCAAGAGCAGUGGGCUCGUGACGGCCAGCGUGUCUUGCUCCUCGCUCGCAGGGUAGUUCGAGAGGACGAGAUCCCCAAGGGCGCGGAUCCGCAAUCCGAGGAAUUUGCCGAGCUCGUCGAGUCUCUCCGCGACAACCUAAUCAUCGUCGGCCUUCUUGGGCUGAUAGACCCACUGAAGCCGAGCAUCCCGGACGUGGUCAAGACAUGUCGGAAGGCGGGUAUCCGGUUCUUUGUUGUCACAGGUGACCAUCCAACGACUUCGGUCGCAAUCGCUGCGCAGGCGGGCAUCAUUACGAACGUCGACCGUAUACACCACGUGGCCGAUCUACCCACAGGUUCGGACGAGGGCAUCUCCGCGAAGAACUCUGAAGGAAAGGAGGAAAAUCAUAUAAGCAAAAGCAUCGUCGUCACCGGGCCUGAGCUUGAGAUAUUGAACGCCGCGCAAGUUGAGCGUCUCUGCACAUACGAGGAAAUCGUCUUUGCGCGUACCACGCCCGAGCAGAAGCUCAGGAUCGUACACGAGUUCAAGCAGAGGAAGUGCGUUGUGGCCAUGACCGGCGAUGGCGUGAACGACGCGCCGUCGCUGAAGGCUGCUGAUUGCGGCAUUGCUAUGGGCGAGGGUUCGGAUGUCGCUCGCGAGGCUGCGGACAUGGUCCUCCUGGACGACUUCUCUGCUAUCAUCAUAGCGUUGGAAUACGGCCGUCUCGUCUUCGAUAAUCUCAAGAAAACCGUCCUCUAUCUGCUCCCUGCUGGAAGUUUCUCUGAGCUCAUGCCCAUUUUACUGAACAUCCUCAUCGGCGUCCCGCAAAUGCUGAGUAACAUUCAGAUGAUCCUGAUCUGCGUCGCCACGGACGUCCUUCCGGCUUUGAGUCUUUGUCUCGAGAAGCCUGAGUCGGGUCUCCUCGAGCGUCCCCCCCGGAAUGUCAAGACAGAGCGACUGGCCGACUGGAGGCUACUCUUCCAAGCUUAUGCCUUCCUCGGCAUCUUGGAAACCCUAUGCGCCAUGGCUAUGUCCUUCUGGUAUCUCCAGACCCACGGUGUCCCUUUCUCAAUCCUUACGCUCGGCUUCGGUAAUUGGCCCGAAUUGACGAAUGAGCUGCUGUUCAAGGCGCAGAGUGUGUACUUCUUCACACUGGUGCUGAUGCAAUGGGGAAACUUGUUCGCGACGCGCGGACGGAAGCUGAGCAUUGUCCAGCACACGCCGAUGUCUAACCCGUCGGUAUUUGCGGCUGCGGCUAUGGCUUUGUGUAUCGGUAUCUUCUUCCACUAUGUUCCUUGGUUCCAGAAGGUGUUCGACACUCGUCCGAUCCCAGUUGAGUUCUUCUUCAUCCCUGUGACCUUUGGCAUCGGUCUGCUCCUUUUGGACGAGAUACGCAAGGUGAUCGUGCGGCAGCGUCCCAGGAGCAUUGUGGCGAGGCUGGCGUGGUGA